Molecule: messenger RNA, 4696 nt
Organism: Odontomachus brunneus
Lineage: Eukaryota; Metazoa; Arthropoda; Insecta; Hymenoptera; Formicidae
Exons: 4
Coding region: 547-3027 (826 amino acids)
Source: RefSeq, a predicted model, not a curated record
GGCUGACAGCUGAGACGUUAGACGCACGGCCGAGACUCGACGAUGAUUCAUCCCGUCUCUCGAUAAGCAGUGUGGUGCAUCCGUUGACUCGCGUGUUUCUAGCGUUGUUCGCCACGACGCGAUUCGUCACGAUUCGUGUCGAUUUUCCUUUCUUCUGCUUAAUCAUGUUAUCAUCUCGUUAAUCCGACUGACGCGUUGCUGACGCGAAUGUCACGCAUUCGCAUGAUGAUCUCGCUACGUUCGCGUGCAUCGGAAUGCAUUUCAUAGGAUUGUGUGCAGCUUGCCUCUUUUACUCACAUACUCGCUGUUUGAAUUCGCCUCGAUAUAGCAUAUUCAAUAGCAGGAUAUAGUGAGCACAAUUGUUGUGCAAGUGUCACACUAUACUUUUAUGUUGACAGCUUUUGAUGGUUUGCAUUGGUUUGUAUUUUCAGUAUAGUUGAGCAGUCAAUUUGUAGCACAAGUAGUUUCUGCUGGUUAGAGAAAAUUAACUUGGAAUGUGGAUGUAAAUGUGGCACUUGUGGACAAGACGGUCAACAACACUGUGACAUGCAUCUACAUGCAGAGAUAGAGAACUUGCGUCAGCGUUUAUUAGAGAGAGAUAACCAUAUUGUAACAAUGGAGACACAAUUUUUAAAUGAGGCUGAUAAGUUUCCAAACGGUGAAUUGGCUUCCAUGAAAGAGGAGCUGAUGAUAUGGCAAGAGAAAUAUGCACGUCUACAUGAGGCUCACAAGAGGGUUCAGAAGGUCAAUCAGAAUCUCGAGGACAAGCUGCUACGCAUUGUGGACAAGUGUGAGACGGAGAAGGGUGCCUUCACAAAGGACAUUGCGACUUUAUCUCAUAGAUUAGCAGAUGCGAAUUUUACAAUUCAUCGAUUAACUCAAGAUAAUGAAAAAUAUAGAAACGAUGUCAGUUUGGCUAUCCAAUUGCUGCAAUGCAAACCUUCCAACUUUGUAGGUCAGAAAUACGACUCGCUGCCGUCCGAGGUGCAGGCGAAGGUGCGCACAUACGUCGCACAGAAACGAUGUUCCACAGCGGAUGUCGCACAGGCGGAUGUGAAAAGCAUCACCGUGCCGAUCUCCACGUUUCCACCGACGGCGAUGGUAUACAACAUCACUAAGCCGACGGUGGAGAAGCACAGCGACGACGAUGACGGCGACGAGUGUAAGCCGCCGGUGGACAUCGUGUCGGCCGCUAUCAUGGCGAAGGUACUGGAGGAUCGCGAGAAGGAGAGGAUCCUCGCGAAGCACUGCGACACGUGCACCUGCCACAGGAGCAUCCUCAUAGUGGACGCGGAGACGCAGACGUGCCUGCCGAGCGCAUCUACCUCCACCGGUGAACAACAGACGCCCCGCAAUGUCGAGAAGUACGUGUCGGAGACGCUGAACGGCGAGAAGCAUCAAAGCAUGGAGAAACUCCCUCUGAGUUCCGCGGUCUCGCACACGGUCUUCUAUGAGAUCAAUGAGAAUGUCGUGAACGGCGAGAAGACACGCCAUCAUAUAAACGGCGACUGUACCACGACCUAUGCUACGCAAGCUACGCAAGCGACGUGCAUCAAGGACAAGUUCAUUAGCAGGAACGGUAGGAACGCUCAGGACUGCUCAACGGAACAGAAUUGCGUCACGAAGGCCAGCCUGAACAAGAAGAAUUCGUCUCAGGGUCACGAAAGCAAACGUUCGCCGUCGUUUUCGCGGCUGAAUGAUCUCAAUAGGAUAAACGUCGACAAAGCCAAGCCUCUCAGGGCUAAUAAUAAGAAGUGCGAGCAACCCUCGGUUGAUAAUAAGUCUACUGCGAGAUGUUGGAACAAGAGCGAGAAGAGUACUCUCGAUCAUCUCGAUAUCAGCCCGACGCUCGCCGACAAUCGGCUCUCUGACAAGCCACAGACGCAUAUCGACAUCAUCAACGACAGACUGUGGAAGAACGAAUGGACGAAGUGGAAGUCCGAGAUGAGUACAAAGGACAAUAAGUACAAGGCGAGUCGCGGCGUCGAGCUCGACAUCAUCAACGACCGCGAUUGGAAGAACGAUCGGUCGGAACGGAACGCCGCGCAGUUCACAUUAAUCGAGGUGAAGAGCCCGGACAAUAGCGCGAGCAACAACGACGGUAGCCAGACUGAAGUGGCGACCAGUCCGAGCUUCAGUAGCGACAGCAUGGUGAUCUCCAGCUCCGAUCCGUCCAGCAGCUGCAGCGACGUCACGCAAUCGCUGACUGGCGUUGGUGGCGGCACGCACGUGGUCUUUAACAACAUGAAAUCUGUCGGCUCGAGUCAAGGUCGUGUCAUCGGGCCGAGGAACUGCUUGGUGCGUGUCACGCCUGGCUCCAAGAAUAUCUUGCUGGAUAACGCAGGCCAUUAUAAGACCGUACUGUACAGCAGCACUGUAGGCGGCAAGACUAACACCGCUCUGGUGCAUGCAAAGAAGGCAUCUCGGGCUGGUUCGGAGCGUUCAACCUCGACCAGCAGCGAGGACAACAACUCGCCGGUGCUGUUGCAGGACAAUCAGUUGCAGCGGGUGGCCGAGUGGGUACAGUCGUCGUUAUGCGUCGACAAUUUAACGACGCAUGACAGCAAUAAAACCAAGUGCGGGGAGAACGCCAUGAACGAGAAGUGCGGCUUGUCGAAGAACAAGUCUUCGGAGCAAGACGGUGGUCUGACUCGCACUGUUCGGGACGUGUCGAAGAAAUCGCCGAAGAAUAUCAAGGGUUACUGCGAGGUGGAGAACGGAUCUGUUAGUCCUCCCUUGCUGGGCAUGGAGUGCAUGGAAGUAGACAAGAGCGAAAAUCUCAUAACGUUCGAGAUGUUGGACGAGCAGUCGUCGAAGGACUCUCGCAAGAUUAACCUGGACUACGAAGUGAAGAUCACGAAGGAGAUGGAGGAGACGUAUUUGAAGCUGGCGGCGAGCUUGGACCCGGUGACGCUGAGCCUGUCGAGUUCCAAGAACGCCGAGCUGACGAUCGAGAAGUACCGAAAGGAUCACAAGAAGCUUCAUCAUGUACAGAGAGUCCAGGACAAGGCGGGAUCAAAAGCUUAAUAUAUCUCAGCGAGAUACUCUUCGAUGACAAUUGACUAUAUCAGCAGGGAGUUCCUUUAAAGAUAACAGAGCGUUAUUUUUUGUAACUAUAUUACACGUAAGGCUGUACCAAGAGACGAGUAGCUUUUAGGGUGACAGAGAGAAAGAGAGAGAGAGAAAGAGAGAGAGAGAGAGAGAGAGAGAGAGAGAGAGAGAGAGAGUCCUACGCGCCGCUGCGCGUUCUUGGUUCUGUUCCGUUUGCAUUCGCGAGCGAGAUCCGCGGGUCGGUCGCCAGUCGCGAUCCAAGUCUAAGCAAGAUGAAGCUUGUUUGAAAUCAAGUGCAACACGGUAGUCUUAGUGCAAUGUCAAUUAUGUAAUUUAUAAUCGAGAAACUCCGCGGCAAAGCAUAAGUCGCACGAAAACUGCCAUUGUUUUUCAGUCACGGUCGUGAUUCUUAUCGGCAAUAUUCUUUCUUCGCGCAAACUGUGAUGGCCGGGAAUAUAUUCAAAGCAACAGAAUAUCGAAUCUCGAUGUUAAUUGAUUUGCAUUACGCCACGUUUAUUCGCCUUUAAGAAUUCCGUCUAUGUGUUGUUAGCACGAUUAGUCAUUUUUAUGAUAUGCUUGAAUAUCAUUUUCCGAACUCGCGUCGCUCGAGAAUUGUAUACACUUGUUUGCGAAACGGUUUGAAUGAACAGAUUUUUUUUGUGAAGUUAGAAGCACAUCAGAUAGUCACAAUUGCGACAGAUCACGAUUUUCACGUAAUAAUCGGUUAUAAACUGAAGAUAAAGUAACAGUAUACAGUGCAAACAUUGGCCCUUUAUUCUCAGUAAACCAAUUGACAGUGAUAUUACAUCAACAUUAUAAUUUUUCAUUCAGCAGUAUAUAAGUGCGAUUCAACAUAUGCAGUGCAUGUGUUGGCUGGAUUCGUAUCUUUUUUUUGACAAAUUAGAGUACAAUAAAGAUAUCAGAUUAGUGUAAAAGAUUUGUCAUUUUCUCGUUGGAUGUCUAAAAAAAUACCAAAUUGCUGUUAUUCAUUUUAUUUGUAAAAGUGACUAAUCCUUCGAAAUUGGAUUUUAUUUUCGGUUUUACUUGACAAGCACGACAUAAUCUUUUGCGCCAAUCUAAUACUUAUCUUUUUUUCACAAAUUCUCCUUUGAAAUUGGAUGACAUUGUUGUUCCUUUGACUCCUGUUACAACGGAUUACCGAGCAGGCUCAUAUAUAAGUAUACACUGAGAAGAAAAUAUUUAAAAAUUUACUCGUGAGAUAUAAAGUUCAUUUGCAGAAAUAAACUUUAUAUUUCACAAGCCAAUUUUUAAGUAUUUCUUUCUCAGUGUAGCGACUCGCAUUAGUCAUUUGAUGUAUCGGAAGAAGUGUGUCCGUUUCGCAAACGAGUGUAUAUUGAGGGGAGGGAGGGAGGGAGGGAGGGAGGGAGCGCAGAUGGAUGUGUUAAUUUAUUUUAUCUGAUAUUAUCACGCGUGUAAAAUAUUGGAUCGAUAUUACUGCUUAUCGAGGUACGCCGUGUUGCGCAUUAGAACCCAACAGACGCGCGCCAAUCCUACUUGUGCGAGGAUUCGCGCGCGCACUGAACGCAGUGAGGUAUAUUUGAAUGUACAUUCAGUUGAGCGAUUUUCGGAAAAAAAUAUAAAUGAACAAUAUAUAUAUAUAUAUAUAUAUAUAUAUAUAUAUAUA